Messenger RNA from Lindgomyces ingoldianus, 975 nucleotides. RefSeq lists its product as uncharacterized. The annotation marks the transcript as partial. The transcript is spliced from 2 exons. The record is from RefSeq and is a predicted model, not a curated record. Lineage: Eukaryota; Fungi; Ascomycota; Dothideomycetes; Pleosporales; Lindgomycetaceae.
CGACCUUUGAUCCCAUACAUGCUACCAAGUUCUUCUCCUUCUGGAGGCAAUGUUCCGAUGCGGAAAAGGGAUCACAGUCAUUACCUUCUUGAUGACCAUGAACCCAACGACCAUUUACAGCGUUCGAAACUGCUGAGGGUAAACCAGACCCCACUUCAUACACCGAGUUCGAGCUACCCAGACGUCGAAAAUUCUUUUACCUCGAUGCCUCUACCUUCCCCGACUGGGCACCAGGCUACUCAGCCUGCCACAUGGCGAGCCACAGUACCCAAAAUCACAUCAAAGCAGAAGAGGUUCAUUCGAAAAUGGUACGAAGACUUCGUAAAGGGUCAGGGAAAUGCUUUCCUCGCCUAUGAAGACGUUAUUGCCCUUGCCACGCUUGUCAAAGCCCCACCACAUCCUGUGAAUGAGUACAUUCACCGAAAAUUUAUCAGUCCUGCUACUACGCAUUCACCCACACAUUCUAACCUCCAAGAAACCAGGCAGCCCAUGAACCGCAUGCAAAGCUACUAUUCCCCUCCUAAUUAUUCCCUCAAGGAGGCAAAUCAGCAUUUGCCUAAGGAGGACCUUCGAUUAGUUGAGAAUUAUGUAAUAGGCUGUCAACGCCGUCGUGCACAAAAGGAUGGCCGCAGAAGAGUCAACGAAGGUCCAUUCAAGUGCACAUUUGGAUGCGGGUACCGUACAAAGCGUCCGUACGAUUGGAGACGUCAUGAAGAAACUCACGAGCCGCAAGAGCUUUGGCUAUGCUAUCUCUGUCGUCAGAAAAAUGAGCAGAAUCCGUUCCUGGUCAACCGUAAGGACAAAUUUUUGAAACAUGCUAAAGAUGCCCACAAGCAGUAUGAUCCUGAAGAUCUCUUCGGCAUGUCUAAAGUCGAUUUCCAUGCACAUGUGGACCCUAAAUGCCCACUCUGCCCUGAAGAUUGCACUUCCUGGGACGACAGAUGCAAACAUAUACUCGCUCAUUAUGAGGAUGAU